AUGCCUAUGGUGCAUAGUUUUCGUACGCGAAAAAUUGGAGCUCCGUUCACCAAAGAACAUGAAAUCUAUUUUGAAACUGAUAAUGGUGAGUUGAUUUCACCUUUUCAUGAUAUUCCUUUAUUUGCACAAUCCAAUGUUGGAGGUGAAGUAUUCAAUAUGGUAGUAGAGAUUCCUCGGUGGACCAAUGCCAAGUUUGAAAUCAAUAAGGAAACACCAUUGAAUCCUAUCAAACAAGAUAUAGCCAAAAGUACCAAGGAACUUCGAUUUGUACCUAAUAUUUAUCCUUUCAAAGGUUAUUUAUGGAAUUAUGGUGCUUUGCCUCAGACUUGGGAAGAUCCUCAUCAUAUGACCAAAGACACUAAUGCCAAAGGAGAUAAUGAUCCUAUUGAUGUGAUUGAAAUUGGAGAUCAAGUGGGCGAGACAGGUCAAGUCAAACAAGUCAAAUUACUUGGUGUAUUUGGUUUGAUCGAUCAAGGUGAAACAGAUUGGAAAUUGGUGACAAUUGAUAUCAAUGAUCCAUUGGCCAAUAUGAUCAAUGAUAUUGGAGAUGUGGAAAAACAUAAACCUGGACUUUUGAAAGAUACUGCUCGAUUCUUUCGGAUUUAUAAGAUUCCUCAAGGCAAAAAGGCCAAUACUCUUGCUUUUCAUAAUAUGCCUCGCAACAAAGCUUAUGCUACUCAAUUGGUCUAUGAAACGCAUGAUUACUGGAAAGCCUUGGUGAAUGGUACUGCUGUGAAUAAAAAAAUUCAGAAUCUUUCUAUAGAAGGAUCUCCUUUCAAACUCGCUCCUAAUGCUGACAUGGUAGUUGCUGUCUCUAUGGAAAAUAAUCUUCCAGCUGCCCCUCUUCCUUCUACCGUUGACGAAUGGCAUUAUAUUGAUAAAUGGCAUGAUGGCAAAUGA
Messenger RNA from Halteromyces radiatus, 900 nucleotides. RefSeq names its product inorganic diphosphatase. The transcript is spliced from 7 exons. The coding region runs from base 1 to 900 and encodes 299 amino acids. The record is from RefSeq and is a predicted model, not a curated record. NCBI's taxonomy places the organism in Eukaryota, Fungi, Mucoromycota, Mucoromycetes, Mucorales, Cunninghamellaceae. Gene Ontology annotation, biological process: phosphate-containing compound metabolic process. Gene Ontology annotation, molecular function: magnesium ion binding; inorganic diphosphate phosphatase activity. Gene Ontology annotation, cellular component: cytoplasm.